Messenger RNA from Colletotrichum higginsianum IMI 349063, 369 nucleotides. RefSeq lists its product as uncharacterized. NCBI's taxonomy places the organism in Eukaryota, Fungi, Ascomycota, Sordariomycetes, Glomerellales, Glomerellaceae. The coding region runs from base 1 to 369 and encodes 122 amino acids. The record is from RefSeq and is a predicted model, not a curated record. The transcript is spliced from 3 exons.
AUGCUGGGCCCCACGUUCGGAAUAGCCGCUGCAACAUCCCUCAUAAUGGCGGUCUUGCCUUACGAUUUUAUCUCCAAUAAUGAAAUUACAACUGAUGGCAAGCUAGUUGAUGGCAUCUCUCGCUGGCUGACUGAGUUCACCCGCUCAGUUGUAUCUCGAAAUUUCCAUUCCUACAACAAUUACUGGCGACCAUACCUAUUAUUUUCGGCACUUGCAGCAGGUUGGUCCUUUACGCUAUUCGAACAGGCCCGCAGUAUCUUCAACACCCAGCUGGAUAUGGCCCUUGUUCUCCUAAUUGACGUCAAAACAAACCCUACAGAUACCUGGCCGCUUUUAGUAAAGCAGCUUGACCUGCUUCGAAAAAGAUAG